Molecule: messenger RNA, 429 nt
Organism: Podospora pseudocomata
Lineage: Eukaryota; Fungi; Ascomycota; Sordariomycetes; Sordariales; Podosporaceae
Exons: 1
Coding region: 1-429 (142 amino acids)
Source: RefSeq, a predicted model, not a curated record
AUGGACACAACCAUGGUUACGGUGAUGGUUGUAGUAGAUAACUUCGUUCGAUUCAUCUCCGCCAUGAUCUCAAGUCAGCCACACCAAGCCCGGGUCCCCAGUCCGGGCGAGGCCUUCGUCGAGAUGGCCAUCUUGGCGCUCAAGGGGCUGGUCCCCAUGGUAUGGCUUCGCAGCAAGACCUCCCCGGUUGAGUUUCUCGUUGGAGGGGCCGCACUGCUUGUGAUGGUCCUCGCCGUCAGCCAUUUCCAUACUGCCGAGCCGAGCAAACCUUCUUCUGCCAAAGGAGGGAAGAUAAAGGGCAUCCUCCUCAAGGCGCCAAAGCCUCGACAUGCGUACAAACCGAGGGUUGCAUUUGACCCGGCGUUGGACACGGGUAAGAAGGUCCUGAAGCGGAGUCACGACGUGUGCGGAGAUGGGGGAAUGAUGUAA